AUGGCUGAAGAUGUGAUUAAUAGUACGGUAAACCUGAAGUUGACGGCGGAGGAAGAAGAAGAAAUACAGGUUUCGGAGGAGGGCAGAACGGAGGAAAUGGAUAGCUGCGUUUUAAGCUUGAUAGGAAAAUUCCUUACUUGUAAACCAUACAAUCGAAAAGCUGCUAAAACUACCCUCCAGAAAGCGUGGGGAUUAGAUAAAGAGUUGCAGAUAUCUGAGGUGGGCUCAAAUCUUUUUCAAUUCAAGUUCCAAUCUGAAUAUGAUCUUGAUCGCAUUCUCCGGGGAGGGCCGUGGUGUUUCGAUAACCAACUGUUGAUGCUUACUCGGUGGAAGGCAGGAAUGAGCGCUAAAAAUGUAGUUUUGGAGCAUGCAUCAAUGUGGAUUCAGAUAUGGGGAGUCCCAUUCGAUAUGAUGGCCUCAAAGGUGGCGAUGGAGAUAGGAAAUAAGAUGGGUGUUGUGGAGGAUGUUGAACGGUGA
Quercus lobata is the source of this 477-nucleotide messenger RNA. RefSeq lists its product as uncharacterized. NCBI's taxonomy places the organism in Eukaryota, Viridiplantae, Streptophyta, Magnoliopsida, Fagales, Fagaceae. The transcript has a single exon. The record is from RefSeq and is a predicted model, not a curated record. Bases 1 to 477 code for a protein of 158 amino acids.